Messenger RNA from Sparassis crispa, 1512 nucleotides. RefSeq names its product Protein IVY1. The coding region runs from base 1 to 1512 and encodes 503 amino acids. The transcript has 7 exons. Gene Ontology annotation, biological process: vacuole fusion, non-autophagic. NCBI's taxonomy places the organism in Eukaryota, Fungi, Basidiomycota, Agaricomycetes, Polyporales, Sparassidaceae. Gene Ontology annotation, molecular function: phospholipid binding. The record is from RefSeq and is a predicted model, not a curated record. Gene Ontology annotation, cellular component: fungal-type vacuole membrane.
AUGCCGCGCGUCCGCUCCUUACGUUCUCAGGCCAUCUCCCCCAAACGUGACCUAUCCCCUCGGCCGUCCUCUCCAACUUUCUCCGAAACAACCAAUGCUUCAGUUCUCAACUUUGGCCCCGAUGGACCAGAGAAGAUUAUCACCCGGGCGAACCUCAGAGUCAGUAUUCAAGCGUAUGAAGACCUGUUGAGCAAAUGUGCAGCUUAUCGAGCAAGCCUAGUGGCCAUGUCCAGGGCUACCGCAGGCUUUGGUGACGCCAUAGAAGCUUGUGCAGGGCUAAAGGGCCCAACGUACGAGUCAGGAACUCGUCUCCAAGCCGCGUCCGGCUUGCACCUACUCAUGAGCAAUCAUUACCAUAUAUUGGCAGAUACUCUGGAUAAGCAAUUUGAGAAACCACUUCGGCAACAUCUUGAAAAUUACCGCACAGUCGUUGCCGAUCGCUCCAACUCAUAUGAAAGGGCCCUGCACGAAAAGAGUAGCAUUAUCCGGCAAACUGAGAUGGGUAACAUGAAGAAGAAAAAUCGCAAUCUGCAAACGUUCCGAGAGGCUUUAUCUGUCCUGCAAAGACAGGUAGACGAGCUGGAUGAGCUGAAGGCCCACCACUAUCAAGAAAUUGUGGAGCACGAAGAGGAAGUAUGGGAUGUCGUGCAAGGCAAGGUCUGCCUUGUCGUGCGUUUCACGCUCGACGUCUUUGAUAGAUUCACAUCCAAGGCGUCAGACCCUAUUAUUGAACCUAUGCUUCAGUCCGUCCCUGAUCCAUUUGACGUGUAUGGCCCUCCACCCUCCAAAGACCAGAUCUUCAGCAUUCUCCCGCCUCUAUCCGUCAUCGCCAAUGCCCCCUCGUCAUCACCUAGUCCACUUACUUCCUCUACUCCUGAGCUGGAAGGAAGCGAUGGCGUCGCAUCGGGAAAGAACUCUUGGGCACCGAACCCUGGUGGAUUCUUCCCCGAUACAAGUGCGGCAUGGGCUGAUGUUGCAUCACCCCCUGUCUCCCCACCUCCCGGGCCGGCCUCUAUGUCAAUAUCUCCCGCACGAUCUGUGUCUCCAUCAACAGUAGAGGUUUCCGUAGGAGUGUCCCCACCAUCAACAAUAACACGGCGCCAUUCGCAUCCAGCUCCGUCAACCUCGUCAAUCCACCAUCCACGGAAGUCGGAGUCAAAGCUGCGCAGCGUGCUCUCAGUUAUUGACGAAGGCCAACCUCGUUCAAAUGGGAAUGCUGAGGAGAGACCCGUUAGGACCGCAUCAGAAUCAUCAGCGUUAGGAACCGCAUUGCCGACACCUAAGGCCCCGGGAAGCCCGCCCUCACACUCAGGGUGGAGCAUGUUUGGCUUCUCAGACUCGUAUAAUCACGACAGAGGUGGCGGCGAUAAUGAUACCACUCCCCGAAACUCGACUCUUAUUCGAGCGCAGUCACCAUCAGAAUCACCGUCCAUAACCCCGGAGGACACACCCCAAGCGGAACGCAGCCGCAGCCCUAACUCGGAUGUGACUGUCGUCCCUGUAACGACAUAG